This is a messenger RNA of Hyla sarda, 2153 nucleotides long. It is a transcript of the gene DAPK3, whose product is annotated as death associated protein kinase 3. The record is from RefSeq and is a predicted model, not a curated record. Gene Ontology annotation, biological process: intracellular signal transduction; positive regulation of apoptotic process; protein phosphorylation. NCBI's taxonomy places the organism in Eukaryota, Metazoa, Chordata, Amphibia, Anura, Hylidae. Gene Ontology annotation, molecular function: ATP binding; protein serine/threonine kinase activity. The transcript has 8 exons. Gene Ontology annotation, cellular component: nucleus; cytoplasm. Bases 194 to 1555 code for a protein of 453 amino acids.
GAAGCCUUCCUUUCAUUCAGAGACUUGCCGCCCACCAAUCGCGGGAGAAGGCGGGUCCUAUGCGCACAGAGCGAGACGUCAUUCUCCUGGCAUCCCGACUAUUAGGAAUCCGGAAAUACUGGGUGGGAGCGACCGACAAGCCUGGGAGUCCGGCAGCUCAUAGCCAAGCAAAGCGACACCGAUCCGGGGCAACAUGAGUGGGUUCCGGCAACAGAAUGUGGAGGAAUUCUAUGAGAUGGGAGAAGAGCUGGGAAGUGGUCAGUUUGCAAUUGUAAGGAAGUGUCGAGAACGCCGGACAGGAUUAGAAUAUGCUGCCAAGUUCAUAAAGAAGCGACGAUUGUCCUCCAGUCGACGGGGUGUGAGUCGGGAGGAGAUUGAGAGAGAAGUGGACAUCUUAAGAGAGAUUCAACAUCCUAACAUAAUCACCCUUCAUGAUGUGUUUGAAAAUCGCACAGAUGUGGUUCUUAUAUUAGAACUAGUGUCUGGAGGAGAAUUAUUUGACUUCUUAGCACAAAAGGAGAGUUUGACUGAAGAAGAGGCCACCAUGUUCCUAAAACAGAUUUUAGAUGGCGUUCACUACUUACACCACAAAAGCAUUGCGCAUUUUGAUCUCAAGCCAGAAAAUAUCAUGCUGCUGGAUCAAAGUAGCCCAAACCCUCGAAUAAAACUUAUAGAUUUUGGAAUUGCCCACAAAAUACAAGCUGGAAAUGAGUUCAAGAAUAUAUUUGGAACCCCUGAAUUUGUCGCUCCUGAGAUUGUCAACUAUGAACCUCUUGGACUGGAGGCUGAUAUGUGGAGCAUUGGAGUGAUCACGUACAUCCUGUUAAGUGGAGCAUCACCCUUUUUGGGAGAGACAAAACAGGAAACUUUGACUAAUAUUUCAGGUGUUAAUUAUGAUUUUGAUGAGGAAUACUUUAGUAAUACAAGUGAACUUGCUAAGGAUUUUAUACGAAGACUGCUCGUCAAAGAUCCAAAGAAGCGGAUGACAAUCGAUGAGAGCUUGGAACAUUCGUGGAUUAAGGCCAUCAAGCGCCGUAAUGUUCGUCAUGAGGACAGUGGAAAGCGACCUGAGCGUAGAAGGUUAAAGACAACACGUCUUAAGGAGUAUACAAUCAAAUCCCACUCUAGUAUGCCUCCUAAUAAUACAUAUGUCAACUUUGAAAGAUUUAGCCAUGUGUUGGAAGAAUUAGGAGCAGCAGAAGAUGCACUCUGUGAACUGCAAAAGAGUCAGACUACUUCACGUGAAGACCUUUGUGCCCUGCGCUCAAUAUAUGAAGAAAAGGAAAGCUGGUACCGGGAAGAGCAAGAAGGUGUGGCACACCAGCUAAUGGGGCUUAAGCAGGAGCUACAGCGCGGAGAAGGCCAGCGCCGGCAGGUUCAAGAAGAUCUGCGGACUACCAUGCUAAGUGCAAAUGGUCUGAAGAGGAAAUUUAGCAGAUUAGAAAACAGAUAUGAAGCAUUGGCUGCACAGGUUAAUGCAGAAAUGAGCUUUGUUGAAGAGCUGCUGAAAACCAUGGAGAGGCCUGAUGUAGAAGGUGUCCGCGGUGUAUGCUAGAAAUAGAGAAAGCUUGGUUUGUGCAUGCAGCUAGACAUGGGUGUCCUGCUAUAUAUUAUAUGCAAAUAUUUCUUCUCUGACACAGAGACUGUGGAUGUGUUAAGCUAACAGUAUACAAGAAGAGGAUGAAUCAGUGCAUUGCAAUUCCACAUUCCAAUAACAUUUUAAGGACUGUAAACUAUAUAAGGAGAUAGAAAUUCAUUACUGGAGAAGGAGAAGAUCAUCAAAUCCCCGGUUGUUGUUUUUUCUUUUUUAAGCUAGUAGACUUUACAUUAUAUUACUUAACUUGUUUUCACACUUUAACAAUAUGUUAUACUGUGUAUGAAUUUAUGAAACUGACUUUAACACUUUUUGAGAUGCUUUGCGUGGCAAUUUAACAAAUCUUUAAGGAUUUUCUGAUAAAGUAUGUUAUCUACAAUUUUUCUUGCCACUACAGCUCUUUAUCCCCUGUGCAAUUGGAUCUACAUAUACAAGAUUAACCCUGCCUUGAGCCAGUGCCUUCUCUUUAAGACAGUCUUUAUGUGUUUCCUGGUCUUGGAGGGGCAGGGUAGUUUUCAGGGCAAAACCAUAGAUUUUUCACGUAGGUGAGGAUUCCCCC